AUGCCAUGGAGCCGCCAGAGGGGUAGGCGAAGCGUGUACUGGCGAGGAUCACUUUACGCGCAAUUUUAUGGUGUGUUUCUUGUGAGGUUAUCUUUAUCGAAUGGGAAGUAUCGAGUAAUCGAAACACCGAUAAAUGACGAGGAGAGCAUUCCCGUGCAGUCUUAUGUUGGGAGAUCGGAAAAUGGCGUGUACUUUGCAACAGUUUAUGAUGGAUGUCGACUUCAGGUUUGGACUCUCAUGGAAUCGAGUGAACGGGUGGAUUGGGUGUCAAAGAAACAUAUUGAUCUGGGAACUACAACUCUACCAUUGUACCCGCCAGAUUAUAUGGAGGGAAUUGAAAAAACUUGGAUUUUGGACGACGAUGAUGAUGUGAAUGGCAACAAUAGAAACAUAAAGACGGAAAAUUUGGACUGGGACUCCGACGAUGAUAACAUUGUGAAUAUUGAAGAUUCUUAUCAAUAUUCCCACACCUAUGUCUCCUUUCUUGGGUUUCAUCCCUACAAAGAAGUUGUUUUCUUGGCGUUGACAUCAUACAAAGGACCAGUUGCAAUGGCUUAUCAUUUGAACAACUCGAAAUUUCAGUAUCUGGGACAGCUAGCAGAUUACUUACAUGGCGCUCGCAUACAAGGAUCAUUUCCGUACACCCCCUGCGUGACUGGGCAUCUUCUAUAUCACUUCACAGAGUAG
Molecule: messenger RNA, 687 nt
Organism: Triticum turgidum subsp. durum (durum wheat)
Lineage: Eukaryota; Viridiplantae; Streptophyta; Magnoliopsida; Poales; Poaceae
Source: the annotation of a GenBank genome assembly